AUGGAAGAACAGCAGCCGGAACCUAAAAGUCAGCGCGACUCGGGCCUCGGCGCGGCGGCGGUGGCGGCGGCCCCGGGCAGCCUGAGCCUGAGCCUGAGCCCCGGCGCCAGCGGCAGCAGCGGCAGCGAUGGAGACAGCGUGCCGGUGUCCCCGCAGCCCGCGCCCCCCUCGCCGCCCGCGGCGCCCUGCCUGCCGCCCCUGGCCCACCACCCGCACCUCCCCCCGCACCCCCCGCCCCCGCCGCCGCCGCCGCCGCCGCCGCCGCAGCAUCUCGCGGCGCCUGCUCACCAGCCGCAGCCCGCGGCCCAGCUGCACCGCACCACCAACUUUUUCAUCGACAACAUCCUGAGGCCGGACUUCGGCUGCAAAAAAGAGCAGCCGCCGCCGCAGCUCCUGGUGGCGGCGGCGGCCGGAGGAGGCGCGGGAGGAGGCCGGGUCGAGCGUGACCGAGGCCAGACCGGCGCAGGUAGAGACCCUGUCCACCCGCUGGGCACGCGGGCGCCAGGCGCCGCCUCGCUCCUGUGCGCCCCGGACGUGAACUGUGGCCCACCCGACGGCUCUCCGCCAGCCGCCGGCGGCGGUGCGGGUGCGUCCAAAGCCGGGAACCCCGCGGCGGCGGCGGCGGCGGCGGCAGCCGUGGCAGCGGCGGCGGCGGCAGCGGCGGCCAAGCCUUCGGACAGCGGCGGCGGCGGCGGCAGUGGAGGCGGCGUGGGGAGCCCUGGUGCGCCGGGUGCCAAGUACCCGGAGCACGGCAACCCCGCCAUCCUGCUUAUGGGCUCAGCCAACGGCGGGCCCGUGGUCAAAACUGACUCGCAGCAGCCCCUCGUUUGGCCGGCCUGGGUGUACUGCACGCGUUACUCGGAUCGUCCGUCCUCCGGUCCGCGCACCAGGAAGCUGAAGAAGAAGAAGAACGAGAAGGAGGACAAGCGGCCGCGGACGGCGUUCACGGCCGAGCAGCUGCAGAGACUCAAGGCGGAGUUCCAGGCGAACCGCUACAUCACGGAGCAGCGGCGGCAGACCCUGGCCCAGGAGCUCAGCCUCAACGAGUCCCAGAUCAAGAUCUGGUUCCAGAACAAGCGCGCCAAGAUCAAGAAAGCCACAGGCAUCAAGAACGGCCUGGCGCUGCACCUCAUGGCGCAGGGACUGUACAACCACUCCACCACCACGGUCCAGGACAAAGACGAGAGCGAGUAG
Messenger RNA from Prionailurus viverrinus (fishing cat), 1194 nucleotides. It is a transcript of the gene EN1, whose product is annotated as engrailed homeobox 1. Lineage: Eukaryota; Metazoa; Chordata; Mammalia; Carnivora; Felidae. The transcript has 2 exons. Gene Ontology annotation, biological process: neuron differentiation; multicellular organism development; regulation of transcription by RNA polymerase II. The coding region runs from base 1 to 1194 and encodes 397 amino acids. Gene Ontology annotation, cellular component: nucleus. The record is from RefSeq and is a predicted model, not a curated record. Gene Ontology annotation, molecular function: RNA polymerase II cis-regulatory region sequence-specific DNA binding; DNA-binding transcription factor activity, RNA polymerase II-specific.